Gigantopelta aegis is the source of this 1775-nucleotide messenger RNA. RefSeq lists its product as uncharacterized. The record is from RefSeq and is a predicted model, not a curated record. The coding region runs from base 140 to 628 and encodes 162 amino acids. The transcript is spliced from 4 exons. NCBI's taxonomy places the organism in Eukaryota, Metazoa, Mollusca, Gastropoda, Neomphalida, Peltospiridae.
CGGAGGUGGGUGUGAAAUUUAAAAAAGUUUGGACCUUGACUCUUCCGGAAAGGUGUGCGCAGGUGUCGUUGGAUACCAAAUUAAUCCGAACAGGUUCUCUUGUACAACACAUUCUCAUUUCAAACGUUGACUUCACACCAUGAGUACUUCAACUCAUCAAGGUUUUCAAGACAACGAAACACACCCGUCAACAAGAGUAAUGCACCCUCCAGGUGGUGUAUCAAGCGAUAUCUUUGGUGUGGGGACAUCACCAUUUGCCAAGAGAGCUGAGGCUGAACAGAAGUCAACAGCAACAUCACCUAAUGUAAUGGAGAGCAGUGAUGGUGUGUACAGGAACUCCAGCAUGACCACAAGCAAUUUGAGUGUUGCUAGUCCUGGAUCCAGAACUGGGUCGAACACCAGCAUCCGAAUGCGCAACAGACAAGGAGCUUUCAACCCAAUCACAGGCGAGGCCUAUUCAUUUGUAGAUGUAACAAAGGCUACACCAGAGAAUACUUUGGAGAGUCCCGUGCCGACUUCUGGAAAUGAGUCUAGUCCAACUGUCAGUUCGGGCAAGGCACAGCCCAACAUACAUACGUCAUCUAGAAUCCUGAAACCACCUGGUGGCCAAACAACCAGCCUCUGGUGAUUGGUGCUGCGAGGCCUCGCACGCCAUCACUGGCAAUACAGCAGUUGUACUGACGAUGACAGCAGCAACACACAACUCACAACACAGAAGAAUCUUGAGUGUCUGGGCUUGUUUAAGUUACUGUAUACUCUCUGGGUGUCUUGGGAUAUGCUUCUUAGGCUAUUUAUUGUUCAGUUUACUAUAUAUAUAGAAUCUCUGGGUGUUUGGGGAAGCACUUCUUAGGCUAUUUAUUGUUCAGUUUACUAUAUAUAUAUAUAUAGAAUGUCUGGGGAUGUGCUUCUCACUGUAUUGUUUAGUUCACUGUAUUACUGGUUUACGCCACAUGUCGUCUGUUGGUGUUUUAAGAACACGAAUCUCACAAGUAAUUCUGUGUAUAUUAACUGCUUGUUUUUGGUCUGUCUGGACAGUCUGUUGCUGGUCAUUGUGCAGUGCCCGAGAUUGGGUUACACUGCUGUGUGUGGGCUGUUAAGGAUUUGGGUGUGUGAUGGCUUGAGGGUACAAGGUAAUUUGAAUCUUACACUGCCAGCUUUGGUGUGUGGAACAGAUUUUAUGUGCUUGGUGCUUAGACUCGCCACUGAUUGAGUCAGGUCCAAUAUUUUCAAUCAGUCUUUAUCUACGAAAUCGUAAAAACAUCAUAAGCUAUGACGUCACUAUGACGUGCUGUAGUGAUGUCACAACCUUUAAUGGUUUUAUGAUUUUUUAGCAUUAAGAUGACUUCGAAAAUGUGGGCACUGGACAUUUUAUAAGCACAGGCACUAGCUGGUAUAAAUGUUUCUAAAUAUAUGUUUUUAAAAAUUAAUUGUAUAGUAUCAUGUCACACUAUCAACAGAAUUUUUGUAUAUAUUUCUAAUUGCCUGGGAAUUAGGAAAACUCCCACUUGGAUAAAUAUAGUUUGUUAUAAUUUAGCAUGCAGUUAGCCUCAGGAAAAUGAAUGAUAUUUUUGUUAAUUGUUAUCAUCAGAAAAUUGUCUUUUUGUGGAGUGGAUUUCCAUUAAUUUGUUUCCAUUUUGAAUCUCUGCUACAUUGAGAAGUACAUGUAUGUUAUAAACAAAAUAAUAAAGAAAGUGAAGUUACAGUUAUUAUCUGCAUCAAAAACUUAAAAAACUGCCCAAGCAUUUUUUUCUUUUUCAAUUUUUUCCAUUUCAGUU